UGAAUCAUAACUUUUAACUUAAUGGAUCCAUUGUUGUUUUUGUUGAUUCUCCUUGUAUGCAAUCACAAAGCUCGCUUGUCUGCUCUUAAUGAUGAAGGUCUUGCUCUUUUGUCCUUCCACCAAUCGCUCGAAGGUGACACCGGAAGCUAUCUGAUCAACUGGAACUCAUCAGAUCCAAAUCCAUGUUCAUGGCAUGGAGUUUCAUGUAGAAACCAGAAAGUUCAUGCUCUUGUCGUUCCAAACAUGGGACUAUCCGGUUAUCUUUCUCCUGCACUCGCAAAUCUCUCUUCGAUUCGUCAUGUUAACCUCAAGAAUAACUCGUUUCGUGGAACUUUACCUACCAUGCUCUUUUCUGCAACUAGGCUGAAGAGCUUGGAACUUUCUGGUAAUUUAUUGUAUGGACCUCUGCCAACCGAAGUUGGGAUCCUCAAGAACCUACAAACCUUGGAUAUUUCACAGAAUUCCUUCAAUGGCACGGUACCUUCAUCUAUAGUUCAAUGCAAAAGGUUAACUACACUUGUUCUCAGUCAAAACUGUUUCAUUGGCUCACUCCCUGAGGGAUUUGGAGACAGUUUAGCUAACCUUCAGAAGCUCGAUCUUUCUUACAACAGCUUCAGCGGUUCAAUCCCCGGUGACAUCGGAAACUUGUCAAAUUUGCACGGUAUUCUCGAUUUAUCUCACAAUUUCUUCACUGGUGUGAUUCCAGCAAGCCUAGGGAGUCUCUCUGAAACGGUGUAUGUUGAUCUCAGUUACAAUAAUCUUACCGGUCCGAUACCACAGAAUGGUGCUCUAGGAAAUGCGGGACCAACAGCUUUCAUGGGGAACCCUUUUCUUUGUGGAUUGCCAUUGAAAAUUUCAUGUCAUUCAGGCAGUUCCAAUGCAGAUUCUCAGUCAUUAUUUCGUAAUCCAGUUCAGAGUACCAAUGGAAACUCGAUAAAAAGUGGGAAAGGUCAUUCGAGCUCACAUCGGGUGAUUAAAACCGUUGCAUUUGUGAUGGGAGGAGUCUGCUUCAUUGGAUUCUUGUUCUCUUAUUGGUACAAGAAGGCCUCCGUCUGCAACGGAGUUAGGAAAGUCACCGGCUAUCGUCUCGAAGAGAAACUGAUGAUCGGGAGGGACAUAUUCUGCUUUGCAAAAAAAGACAUUGAUACUCUAUCAGAAAACAUGGAGCAAUGCAACUUUGUUCCAUUAGACACUGAGGUCGACUUCGAUCUUGAACAACUUCUUAAAGCUUCUGCUUUUCUUCUGGGGAAGAGUUCAAGCGGGAUUCUGUAUAAAGUGGUGCUCGACAAUGGACUAGCCGUGGCAGUUAGAAGACUAGGAGAUGGAGGAGAACAAAGACUCAAGGAGUUUCAAACCGAAGUCGAAGCAAUAGGGAAAAUCCGGCAUCCGAAUGCAGUUAACCUUCGAGCUUACUGCUGUUCGGAUGAUGAGAAACUGCUCAUAUACGAUUACAUAACCAACGGAAAUCUUACUGCAGCAAUUCAUGGGAAAUCGGGAUUCCCCUUUAAACCACUUUCGUGGCCGGUUCGAGUAAAAAUCAUGAAAGGAAUAGCCAAGGGACUAGCCUUCUUACACGAAGUCAGUCCGAAAAGGUACGUCCACGGAAACCUGAAGCCAAGCAACAUUCUUCUUGGUGAAGAUAUGGAGCCUCAUAUUUCCGACUUUGGACUCGGUCGCCUCACCAACAUAACCGAUGAAUCACCGGAAUUCCAGGUGGAGCAAAAGAUGGCAAUCUGGACAUCACAACAAAGUUCUCCAUACGAGUUAACAGCGAUAAAUCAAUCUUCAAACGGAUCAUAUUAUCGAGCACCGGAAGCCUUGAAUGACACGAAACCAUCACAGAAAUGGGAUGUUUACUCAUUCGGAGUGAUUUUAUUGGAGAUGAUAUCUGGAAUGUUGCCUAGCGUUCAAGUAGGGUCUUCAGAGAUCGAUCUGGUUCAAUGGCUUCAACUCGGGAUCGAUGAAAAGAAGCCCCUCUCGUCCCUCAUUGAUCCCUCCUUGGCUCAUAGAUGGGGCGAGGAAGACAAUAUAAGCGCCAUAUUCAAGCUUGCAUUGGCCUGUACCCAUAAGAAUCCUGAUAGGAGACCUUCAAUGAGGUUUGUGAGUUAUAGUUUCGAGAAAUUGACUUCAUUAAGCUAAGAGGAGCUCAUAAUAAGUUCAGCAUCAAUUUGAUCAUAUGAAAUAUUCAUUUCAGUUUCUCUUAGAAGAAUGUAUUCAUCACUUACUAUGAACAUUAGCAGAAUAAAUAUAUAUUUGUUAAUGUCUCUAGGUGAGUCCAUAUUUUCACCUUUUCUCUUAUUUUCCAUUGUUUCCUUC
Messenger RNA from Hibiscus syriacus, 2316 nucleotides. Its product is annotated as receptor protein kinase-like protein ZAR1. Gene Ontology annotation, biological process: protein phosphorylation. Gene Ontology annotation, molecular function: protein binding; protein kinase activity; ATP binding. The coding region runs from base 22 to 2139 and encodes 705 amino acids. The transcript is spliced from 3 exons. NCBI's taxonomy places the organism in Eukaryota, Viridiplantae, Streptophyta, Magnoliopsida, Malvales, Malvaceae. The record is from RefSeq and is a predicted model, not a curated record.